This is a messenger RNA of Ipomoea triloba (trilobed morning glory), 1195 nucleotides long. Its product is annotated as isopentenyl-diphosphate Delta-isomerase I-like. Gene Ontology annotation, cellular component: cytoplasm. Gene Ontology annotation, biological process: isopentenyl diphosphate biosynthetic process; isoprenoid biosynthetic process. The record is from RefSeq and is a predicted model, not a curated record. The transcript has 6 exons. Gene Ontology annotation, molecular function: isopentenyl-diphosphate delta-isomerase activity. Bases 74 to 964 code for a protein of 296 amino acids. NCBI's taxonomy places the organism in Eukaryota, Viridiplantae, Streptophyta, Magnoliopsida, Solanales, Convolvulaceae.
ACGUGAAGCAAAGACGCCAAGGGCCAAGGCUGGCUGCAAGAAGCAAAGAGGAACGAACACUGUGAAUAUCCCAAUGUCGAUGAUGGCUUCUGUUCAAAUCUGUCGGAGAUUCUCUCCCCUAGUCGCCCGGCCGGCGAUUUACUCUGCCAAUUCUUCAUUCCUCUCAUCACUCUCUUUCGCCUCUUCUUCUCUUUCAAUUAUGCCGAUCCGCCUCCGCUGCCGAGCUUCAGUACACUCUGUCCGCGCCGCCUCCACCAUGGGGGACACCAUCACUGAUGCCAACAUGGAUGCUGUCCAGCGCCGCCUCAUGUUUGACGACGAGUGUAUUUUGGUGGAUGAGAAUGACCGUGUUGUUGGUCAUGAUACCAAGUAUAAUUGUCAUCUUAUGGAGAAGAUUGAAUCUGAGAAUCUGCUUCACAGAGCUUUCAGUGUUUUCUUAUUUAAUUCAAACUAUGAGUUGCUUCUUCAGCAACGAUCUGCGACAAAGGUCACCUUCCCUUUGGUGUGGACUAACACCUGCUGCAGCCAUCCUCUGUACCGGGAGUCUGAGUUGAUUGAAGAGAAUGCUCUUGGUGUGAGGAAUGCUGCACAAAGAAAGCUUCUUGAUGAACUGGGGAUUCCUGCAGAGGAUGUCCCAGUUGAUGAAUUCACAACAUUGGGCCGUAUCCUGUAUAAAGCACCUUCUGAUGGGAGAUGGGGAGAGCAUGAACUUGAUUAUCUUCUCUUCAUUGUGAGGGAUGUUGGCAUGCGCCCGAACCCGGAUGAAGUUGCAGAUGUUAAAUAUGUGAAUAGGGAACAGCUGAAAGAGAUCUUGAGGAAAGCAAAUGCUGGAGAGGAUGGUAUAAAGCUUUCCCCUUGGUUCAGAUUAGUCGUGGAAAAUUUCUUGUUCAAAUGGUGGGAUCAUGUCGAGAAAGGCACCCUAAUGGAAGCUGCAGAUAUGAAAACCAUUCACAAGUUGGCCUAAACAGCCAUUGGCUGAGCUUUUGCUAAACCCUUACAUCUACCAUUCACUUCACUGAGCAAAAAGAUAUUCUAUGGUCGUCUGCUUAGUUUCGUGCUUCAUGCUUGAACUUUCAAGUUUUAUGCUACUUUUGGCUGUUAGGAACUAGUAAUAUAUGUGAACUUGCUAUCUUUCUUGUGUUAUGUAAUUCGAGAAAUUGCAACUACUGAUAUAUAAUGACUAACUACAGACCUA